This is a messenger RNA of Limulus polyphemus (Atlantic horseshoe crab), 2545 nucleotides long. RefSeq names its product putative sodium-coupled neutral amino acid transporter 7. The transcript is spliced from 8 exons. The coding region runs from base 382 to 1827 and encodes 481 amino acids. The record is from RefSeq and is a predicted model, not a curated record. Gene Ontology annotation, molecular function: amino acid transmembrane transporter activity. NCBI's taxonomy places the organism in Eukaryota, Metazoa, Arthropoda, Merostomata, Xiphosura, Limulidae. Gene Ontology annotation, biological process: amino acid transmembrane transport.
UUCCUGAGUCAAAGAGGCCAAUUAAUAUCCAGACUUGACUUGAUGCCUUGUAUAAUAUUACAUUUCAUUACAUUUUCUUGAAUCAUUCCCUAACGGCCUCACAAAUUUAGAUAAACCUUCUGAUCCAGAAAGUUCUGUGUUAAAAUUACUGAUUAUAACACUAAACUGAAGUGUAUUGUUAUGCAAACAUCUGCUUUAUGUUUCCGAUUGGAAAUAUUUCACCAUUUGCUCCUGCUUUUCACAAUUUUAAUACGAAAUAAACUGAGGACUAAACUUGAAAAUGACUUACUGAUUUUACUUUCCUCAAGCUUUCAUAUUCAGCUUGUAAGAGAGUCUGAUUUUUAACAAUUCCUUACCUAAUUUUAUUCAGUCACUGACGUAAUGUCUGUUAAAGAUAAAAGCUCAGACGUUGAAUGUAAAAUCGGAUUCAAUAUUACUAAUGAUAUUUUCCUGCCAAAAGAAACUGAACCACUUUUGAAAAAAUAUUCAUUAGAAGGAUUUUCCCAUGACCUGAACAGAAAUCGGUGCGGGACGAAACUUCAAACAAAGACACAAACAGAGAAAACAGGAACAAGUUGGUAUGCAGCUUCUAUAAUGGUCAUAAACGUGGCUCUUGGAGCCGGCUUGCUCAACUUCCCGCAAGCCUAUGAUCGCGCUGGGGGCGUUUUUGUUGCUAUUUGUGUCCAGGCGAUUUUGGUGGCACUUGUGAUAUCAGCCUUGUUAACUCUGGCUUAUUGCUCGGAUGUCAACGGAAGUACUACCUACCAAGAAGUAGUCCGGAGUAUUUAUGGGGAAAGAACAAGAAGAAUUUGCUCUGUUUUGAUCAUUUUCUUUGGAUUUGGAGCUUCUGUAACAUUUGUCAUCGUAAUCGGAGACCAGUUUGAUACAGUUUUGUCGUCAUUAUAUGGAAGGAACUUCUGUCAUUAUUGGUACAUGAGAAGGGAGUUCACAGUUGUCGCCAGCUCCACCUGCAUUAUAUUACCACUGGCUUUCCCCAAAAGGAUAGAUUUUUUAAAGUAUUCGAGCUCUUUUGGAGUUUUAGCAAUGUUGUAUGUGAUCUUUCUUAUGAUAUAUGAGUACUUUGUCGGAAACUACACGCCAGGUCUGGUGAAAACAAGCCCUACAGUGUGGACGGAUGUGUUCCAGGUGGUACCCACCAUUUGCUUUGGUUACCAGUGCCAUAUGAGCAGCGUCCCUAUAUACUCCUGUUUAGCCGAUAGACGGGUGUCUAACUUUCUUCGGACAGUACUGGUGGCUAUGAGCAUGUGCAUGCUCGCUUAUUCAGUCGCUUCUUCAGCAGGAUAUCUAACCUUUGGUUCCCACGUGACAAGCGACAUCUUGGAGUCUUACAAUGCAAAGGACCCAGUCGUCAUGAUAGGUAUUGCAGCUUUAGGUGCAAAAAUAUAUACUAUCUACCCUGUUGUGUUAUUUUGUGGAAGGACAGCGAUAGACGACCUCUAUGUUCAAAUAAGAGGGAUACCACCAGAAGUCGUCGUCGAGAGUGAACGAUGCAGAAGAAUCAUCAUCGCACUGUCAUGGUUUAUUUGCUCUUUAACCCUCUCUCUCCUAAUUCCUAACAUCGGCACAGUAAUCGAAUUUAUGGGAAGUUUGGCAGCAGUUUUUAUUUUUGUGUUUCCAGGGCUGUGCCUUUUCAAAGUAACUCUGAAGAAGGAUCCAGAUCUUUCAUAUUUUAAAAGCAGGUUCCUUGUGAUUUGGGCUAUGUUUCUUUUAGCUGUAGGAACAUGUAUAUUUUUCUUGGUGUUAAUGCAGGCACUGAUUAGAAAUAUGUCUGGUCAAGCUAUAACAGGAAAACCUCAUAUUUGUUAGUUACAGACAAUACACGCCUUACAUAUUAUGAUAUUGUUACGUCUCAUAAAAGAAAUGGUAGUUUUCUUAUAAUUUUCUCUAAUCAACUUGCUAUAUUGCAAUUUAUUGAAAACCAUUGAAAGAGUCUGUAAUAAGAAAAGCUAGUAUUUUAGUCCAACCACCUUUUUCAUUUUUCAAUGAAUAAUGAUUGGGAAUACAUAUUAAAUAUUUACGUUUGCACUGAGCCUUUAAAUUUUUUUUUUCAUGGUAUAAAAUAUUUCUACAUGAUAAUUCCCUGCCUAAAGCAUUAUAAAAAUUCAAAUCCACCCUAUUUUAUUAAUUCAAGCAAAUUUUUAGUGAAAAAAAACUAUUGUUUUAUGUUGGGCUUAUCCUUUUCUAUUUGUGUAUAAGAUUGAAUGAGUUCAUACAUUUUUUCAUCCUAUUAUUGCUGUGUGUAGCUAUAAUAGCUAUACUGUUUAUUUCACUUUUUUAAAAACUUGGGAAAAUCCAUUGAAGUUAAAAUAAGCAAAAUUAAUGUUUGCUGUUAAUAAAGAUUUCAAAGUGAAGAAAAUGUCUGAGCCAAAGGUCUGUCAUUUAAUUUACUGAAUAACUGCCUAACUUUCAGCUAUAUUUAUAGUAUAAGUUGUAAGACCUUCGUUGGAAUUGUGUUAUGUUAAAUUAAUGUAUUUAAACAAACUGAGUAUGUGAUACUAAUGACUACAUUAAAAAAUUAAGUACA